Molecule: messenger RNA, 1307 nt
Organism: Prorocentrum cordatum
Lineage: Eukaryota; Dinophyceae; Prorocentrales; Prorocentraceae
Source: the annotation of a GenBank genome assembly
CGUUCGAGACGCCGCUCACGCGGGCGCGGCUCCCGGUGGCCCGGGUCCGGCAGCCAGAGGUCUUCCGCGUGCCCCUCGACGUGGGCGCCCCGGGCAUGAUGGAGGCGGCGGACCAGGUGUGGCAGAGGCUACUGGAUCGGCGCCGACGCGCCUGCGACCGCCUACAGCAACUGGCGCUGGCAGGGCUGGGCAGGCACCAGGCCUUCUGCCUCCUCCGCACGGUCGUGCCGGCAUAUGUGAACUUCCACAUGCGCACGGUGCCGGCCGCAGAGCAAACCCUGACACAGCUGGACGCCCCAGUGGCCGCCGCGGCAGCCGCCCUGGGCCGCUCUGCUCCUCUGGACCCCUCCCGCCUUCGCUGGUCACGCUUACCGUUGCGUGAGGGCGGCUUGGGGCUUCCCGACGCUAAGCGGACCGCGCCGGCGGCGCUCCUUGCUAGCGCUGUGGACGCGCUCCCAGCCGUGGCGAAGGCCGUCAAUGCGAGCGCGUUGGAGGAGCUCGGAGCAAGGGCACCGCGGCUGGCGGCCAGAGUGGACGCGGCGACGGCGACGCUGGAGCGAGCAGGGCUGGCUGUGCAGGACGACGUGCGCCUCGGACUGACACAGUCCCAGGCCCACCUGCAGAGUCGCCUUGGGCGUGCCCUGGCCGAGCUGGAGAAGGACGCACUGCUUGGGGAGCUCCCGCGCGAAGACGGGGCGCUCCUCCGCUCAGGCGGAGGCCCUGGAGCGGGUACCUGGAUGCUGCCGGCCGACGAGGAUGAGGAAUGGAUGCUGGACGACGAGUUCGCCGCUGCUUUUCACGUUCGCCUCGGCCUGUCGCUGAACAUGCCUGCCACGUGCGGCGCCUGCGCGAGGGCCGGGGUGCCGGACGCCGCGGCGCAGCACAACAACCAGGCAAUCCAUGCCCUCUGCUGCCCGCGGGGGCCUUCGCACACGCGGAGGCACACGCGAGUGCUGCGGGCUUUCAGCAGCGUCCUGGAGGACGCGCUCGGCGCGGCGCCGCUGGAGGAGCAGGUAGUGCCAGAGUGGGCGCAGGACGGGGUCGAGGCACGGCUGGACAUCAGUUUCGCCUUGCCUGGGGCCGCACUAGACACGUUGGCGGCCGCGCUCGAGCGCAAGAAGCGCCGUCGCUACCCCCACCCUGAGCUGGUGCCGCUGGCGCUCGAGUCCGGUGGGAGGAUGGGGCCCGCCGGCGUAGCCCUCCUGCGCGCGCUCCACAGCGGCCUCCCACCAGACCAGCGUGCCGUGGCGAUGCGCCGCGCCUGCCGGCGCGUCGCCAUGGCACUCCAGCGCGACCAGGCGCAGACG